This is a messenger RNA of Metarhizium brunneum ARSEF 3297, 1377 nucleotides long. NCBI's taxonomy places the organism in Eukaryota, Fungi, Ascomycota, Sordariomycetes, Hypocreales, Clavicipitaceae. The record is from RefSeq and is a predicted model, not a curated record.
AUGGACCUUUCUGCUUUCUACAACAUUGUGGCCGGCGAGCUGCGAGGCUCCGAGAAUACCACAACGCCCCGUACCGCAGCCUCUCUCCCAGCAUGCCCAGCGGCUAUUGCAAGCGACGUCGAGGAUAGCGUUGCUGCAGCGCAGAAAGCUUUCCCAGCAUGGGCCGGGGAAUCCUACGAAACAAGGACCAAGUUGCUAGAAAAGUUUGCAGAUCUGUAUCUUUCUCAUGGACAAGAGUUCUGUACUCUUCUGGCUGCAGAGACUGGGCGAACGGCUGAAAAUGCGGCUGUAGAGGUCUAUUGGGCUGCGCAGUGGCUCCGAUAUCCUUCCAAGUACAAGAUUCCAGAGGAGAGGAUUGAGGACGAUAAAAAAGUGACCAUUGUCACCCAUGAGCCUCUCGGCUUGGUAGCUGCUAUAUGCCCGUGGAAUUCCAUCGGAAAGCUUGCACCAGCUGUAGCAACGGGAAACUGUGUUAUUUUAAAACCAUCGCCAUUCGCCCCGUAUACAUGCCUCAAACUGGUAGAACUAGCCCAACAAAUCUUCCCACCAUCCGUAAUGCAGGUUCUGAAUGGAGACAACAAUCUUGGGUCUCUACUAGUCAAACAUCCUGGCAUCGUCAAAAUCUCUUUUACCGGGUCUACAAAUACCGGCAGACAGAUUUUAAGAGAUGCCGCACCCGAGAUGAAGCGUGUAACGCUUGAGACAGCCGGCAAUAAUGCUGCCAUUAUCCUUCCAGACGUGGACAUCAAGAGCACCUGUGACCAACUGGCUGGAAGUCUGUGGUUCAACGCAGGCCAGGUCUGUAUCGCCCCUCGACGACUCUACAUCCAUCAAGACAUAUUUGAAGAGUUCGUACAGGAGCUUGCGACGGUGAGCGCCGAAGCGGCAAUGGAAUGGCGCUCCAAAAUCGGGCCACUGCAGAACAAGCCUCACUUUGAGAAGAUAAGGACAUGUCUUGCCGAUGCGGAGGCGAGCGGCGAGAAGUUUGCAAUCGGUGGCUCGGUCGCAUGCGAUGAGGGUGCCAUGUACGUCCACCCUGCCAUCAUUGUGAAUCCUUCGCCUAGCUCUCGACUCGUCCAAGAGGAGACAUUCGGGCCUGUCGUCACUUGCCACGGGUAUUCUACCAUGGAAGAAGCCGUGAAAGCUGCUAAUGCCGUGGAGACGGGCCUGUCCGCUACUGUCUGGGGCAAAGACUUGGGCUUAACUGCACGCAUUGCUAAGCAACUUGAUGUGGGCAAUGUCUUCAUCAACGGUCCUCCUCAACCGGAUCCUUGUGUGCCUUUUGGCGGCCACAAGAAGAGCGGACUUGGGGUGGAAUAUGGGAUGGAGGGCUUGCUGUCAUUCUGCCAGACCAAAUCCAUUUACAUGUACAAGUAG